Messenger RNA from Symbiodinium natans, 504 nucleotides. Lineage: Eukaryota; Dinophyceae; Suessiales; Symbiodiniaceae. The record is from the annotation of a GenBank genome assembly.
AUGAAGGCUGCGUCUGGGACAUUGUUGGUUCUGCUGAACGCUCGACUUCUUCAGCAGGUCGAGUGCAGCAUGUGGUCUGGCCAUUGGUUAGGCAAAGAAUUCCAGCACCCUGGUGAUCGCGAAGGUUUCAUCACCCACGACAAGGUCUCUGUGACGCUCAUCGGCGACACGGGCUUUUACACCAUUCCUGCGUGGGAUGGGGCGCGCACGAUCCGAAUACAAAGUCAGAGUGAAACGCACCUCUAUGGGACAAUGUCAGGUGCCAACAACGAGCACUUCAACUGCCACUGCACCUUGCUCCAAGAUGCCUCCAUAUUCUGCAGCUUCGGCGAAUACACCUUUAGCGGUGUCAAGACACAUGCUAUAACGGAGACAUUAGCAUCUCCAGAUGCUUCGAGCAGCCGUCCCGCUCCAAGCAACCCCCACGACAUCUACGAUGCCUGCCGCGAUUCCUGCCGUGCCGCCACCGAGCGAGUGCUUCAAGACUUCGUGCGGGAGUUAUAG